CCGGCCCGGCCCGGCCCGGCCCGGUAAGCUAGGCCCAUAUUGACUGCUCUACUCUUGAAUCCUUGGCCUUCUCCCCGCCGCCGCCGCCACACCUCCAUCUACUCCUCCCAAAACCCUAGCACUGUGUGCCACACCUCGAUCGUCACCCUCAUUUCGUCCUUGGUAGCCCCGCCCUAAUCUUGAACGGACCUGACCCGCUGUGUUGCUGUCGGAGACGAGGGAAUCAGAGCAGCGCAUGGUUGAUUCUUUCCGGUGAGGUUCCGAGUCGGUGGCGGAGCUUGAGAAAUCAGCUGCCUGUUCCAAGGAUGACAAAGUAUUGAGUAAGAAGUAAAGGAAGUUAGUGCUUGUCCAAUUGGUUUGUGAAGUUGGUGGUGGGGCGAUCAAGAGAUUCAGUUUCCUCUACAAAGAGCUCGAGAGAUCCUUGAAAGUUUGAUCUGAUGAUAUCGUUGAGGAAAGGAUCCUUGCAGAUGAAAUUUCUUGAAGAUCCUCAAGCCAAAUGCAGGAAUGUUGUGUGGCUGCCUUGAGCUAUUUCAGAAGCAGUUAUUACCAGCCAGAUAUGUCCUUCUUGUUCCCUUGGUGAACCUUCUGCUUGCAAUAUCGGUUUAUUAGAAUAAUUUUGAAAUUGAGUAAGUCUGUUUGAUGCAAUUUCCAUGGUCUUUAGGUCCUGUUUUUCUUUUUCAGUUCAAAUUUUGUCGAUUGGAGAUACUGCCAAAUUAUGGCAUUGACCGUUUGGGUAAUAAGCAUAAUCUUGUUAGUUCUAGUUGUCUAUUUAAGGUAUUACACUUGAAGUACAAUGUUCUGUUUAUCACUGUUCUCUUAUUUUUCUUUGAUGUGCCUAUUUAAUUAUGUUUCAAGCAUUUUUUUUAGUUCCUAACUUCCUGUCUUCUAAAUUUGGAUUACUCAAAAAUAUUCUCAGGUAAGUGUUUCUUGUUAAUCAAUAGAUUCAAUAAUAUCAUGCUUCACUUGAUUACCCCAAGCCACAAAACUAACUUCACACCUGUCUAGGGAAAGCAAUCCCAGCAAUCAUCUUCUUUAACUCCUCCAUGGAUUUAGAAUUUUGUUCUCUAAUCUCCUCAAUUGCCAUGGUAUGCUUCUCAUCCAUCUCUUGGAUGAGAUCUCCGAGUCUUUGAGGUCUUGUUUCUUGCUGUUGUUCGCCAUGAACGUGCGGAGAUCAGAGCUCUAAUACCAGUAAUAUGAAGGAAAGAGUGAAUAAGAACAAGAACUAAGGAGAAAAAGAAGAGAAGAAGAAGAGAAGAAAGAAGGAAAUCUCGGUCUGUUAUUCAUCUGAACCAUUAGCUUUUAAGGAGUGAAGCAACGGUCCAGAUUAGAUGUUACACCUGGGUCCCACACUUUACAUAAGGUCCAAAAGCGCCCAUAUUCAAUUCACCCAAUCGAAGAGCAUUACAGUGAACUAAAAACUCAUGCUGACUCAGCUAACUAACAUAAUGAUUUUUAUGACUCAGCCAAUACCCUGCUGACUCCGCUAACUAACCAACUAACUCUCCCUCGGCUCAGACACUCACAGUACACUCAAACACAGCUCUCAGACACUACACAACUACACCAUCAUCCCCUGUAGCAUCACAGCAACGCUCUUCAUAACACUCUUCGCCUUCUAACAAGCAUCUCCUCAUGGCUAUCAACAUGAGAUCAGACAGUAGUGCUAAGGAGUUCGCGAAUCUUGUUGCUCAGACAAGAAGGGUGCUGGAUAUCAUAGUUAACAAUGCUGGUACCAUAAAUAAAAACAAGAAGACAUGGGACGUUCCCGUAGAAGAGUUUGAUGUGGUUAUAGAUACCAAUUUAAAGAGAGUUGUGAACAUACUUAGUCAUUUUUUUCCACUCAUUAUUGAAAGGUUGGCUCCAUACUGUGCUUCGAAAUGGGCCAUUGUGGGACUUUCUCAAUCUGUCGCUAAGGAAAUACCUCCUAAUUUGGCAAUUGAUGCUCUUAGUCCUGCGGCGUUAUUCCUGAGUUUUGAGUUCUAACAAAUGGAAUUAGCCAUAUCGGCCUUCAACUCCUGCUCCUCCACUCAUAGCCCGUCCACCUUUCUUGGGGAACGACAACUUCAUCGUCUUGUAUGUCACUUUUGAUUCUGAUUUCUUUAAUUGUGUUUCUUUAUAAUAUUUGGAAGCUUAUCAGUGUUUGGAUGAUAUGUAAUCCGUUUUUAAUUUGUUUGGAAGUAUUAUUUUUUUAAAAGAAAUUAAAGUUCUUAUUUGUAGUUUUUAUGUAAAUUGCUCAAUGGGAGCAUGCGGGUGUUGGAUGUUGUUUGAUUAGUUGGUGCUGUUUGUCCUUGCAGACAUCCGUAUGAUUUAUUUCUCAAUCGGAAUAUUGAAUUUGAA
Dioscorea cayenensis subsp. rotundata (Guinea yam) is the source of this 2337-nucleotide messenger RNA. Its product is annotated as NADPH-dependent pterin aldehyde reductase-like. Lineage: Eukaryota; Viridiplantae; Streptophyta; Magnoliopsida; Dioscoreales; Dioscoreaceae. The record is from RefSeq and is a predicted model, not a curated record. Bases 1633 to 1983 code for a protein of 116 amino acids. Gene Ontology annotation, molecular function: oxidoreductase activity, acting on the CH-OH group of donors, NAD or NADP as acceptor. Gene Ontology annotation, biological process: folic acid-containing compound metabolic process. Gene Ontology annotation, cellular component: cytosol. The transcript has 7 exons.